UCUUGCAUGAUGAGUCCAUUCACUGACAGCCACUCAGUUUAAAGCUCUUUUUAUUUUGUUUUGAUUUUUAAGCUGUGAAAGACCCUCAGCCACAAAAUGAACAGAUCACCACUUGUUCCAAACUCCUCCCUCACAGCCAUCAACCACAGUGAGGAGUCCAACAAGUCAGAAUUAGGAGUGUCAGGAAAUUGCGAGCAGGUCCACAUCGCCCCGGAGUUUUUCCUCACACUGGGCUUGUUAAGUCUGUUUGAAAACAUCCUUGUUAUUCUUGCCAUCAUCAAAAACAAGAACCUUCACUCUCCCAUGUACAUGUUCAUCUGCAGUCUGGCUCUGGCAGAUAUGUUAGUAAGUGUUUCCAAUGCAUGGGAGACUAUAGUGAUCCAUCUUCUGGCUAACAAGAGGUUAAUUGUAAAAGAUCAUUUAAUCCGUCAGAUUGAUAACGUGUUCGACUCUCUCAUCUGCAUUUCUGUGGUUGCCUCCAUGUGCAGUCUGUUAGCCAUUGCCGUGGACCGUUACAUCUCCAUUUUUUACGCACUCCGCUACCACAGCAUCAUGACUGUGAAGCGAGCGUGCGCAAUCAUUGGUAGCAUCUGGAGCUUCUGCACUGGCUGUGGGAUUGUCUUCAUUAUUUACUCAGACACAACACCAGUGGUGGUCUGUCUGGUGGCUAUGUUCUUGGCCAUGUUGCUCUUAAUGGCAUCUCUCUAUAGCCACAUGUUCCUGCUGGCUCGAUCCCACGUGAGGCGCAUGGCAACGCUGCCCGGUUCCAAUGCCUCUACCCAGCAGCGGGCCAGCUUGAAAGGAGCCCUCACUCUUACCAUCCUUCUGGGUAUCUUCAUCGUGUGUUGGGUGCCGUUCUUUCUCCACCUCAUCCUUAUGAUCUCCUGUCCAAAGAAUCUGUACUGCAUCUGCUUCAUGUCCCAUUUCAACAUGUACCUGAUUCUCAUCAUGUGCAACUCUGUGAUCGAUCCGCUGAUCUACGCACUGAGAAGCCAGGAGAUGAGGAAGACCUUCAAGGAGAUCAUCUGCUGGUACAACCUGCGCAGUGUCUGUAGCUUCUCCAGUAAAUACUGAAUAGAACCCAUUGGAUUACUUCAUCACUCAAUAAGUUUAAUCAAAAUGCACAGCAUUUAGCACUAAAUUGUUAAUGGUACAGAAUCUUUGACAGCAUUUUAGAACUGGAUUGGGUCUUCUGUAUCUUACUGCUAAGAAAAAUGCCUCAGAACUCAGAGGCCUGUCAGCUAGGACUAGGCAAUACCACUGAUUUUCUUUUCUAUUCAAGAUUAGUAUCCCAAUACCAGUAUGAAUACUUCACUAUUGAUCUGCCUAUGUGUGUUCAGCGUUAUGUCCACUUUGUUCUUUGUGAACUAGAUCUAGGCCAACACCUCAUUAUUCACUUGUAUUGGAUUCUUAAUUGCUCGUAUUCAUUCUUUUAUUCUAAUUUUUAUUUGUAUUGUAUUUAUGUAGUUAGGUUUGAAAUGGCUUUUUUUUGUUACUGUUUGACAUUUGUAUUGAUUAUGCACUUUAAAUUAGUCUUUUUAAUUAGCACCUAGACCACUUUAGCCUGGCUAAUAUCUUGUCUUUCAUAUUAUGAAUCUUUGCAGAUUUGCUAGGUGCUCUGUACUGCUGGACCUUUAAGAGUUUUUGUCUCUUGAUAAGAGAAUCUGCUAAAUAAGUAAUGUAAAAUGUAAGACAAUCAGUCAUACAAGAUAUACAUCUCAUUUAAAUAUAUCCUUUGCCCUUAUUUCUAAUUGACUAAGCUACACUACAUAUUAGAUCAUAUUCAGCUAGUUAGCUUUAAUGUUGACUUGGUGUAGCAAAGGCAGUCCAAAGACAGCUUCCUUUAAUUCAGUAUUAGUAACUAAAUUAGUACUAGUAACCAAAGUAACUAAAUGAUCACAUAUUCCCAGACCCAUGUGAGUGAGUGAGCUAUAGAAAGCUAGCUGGAGGUUAACUCUAUAGCUGAUAAUGAGAAAAAUAUUGUGAGUAGGUAGGCUAUACUGUCUUCUACAUCCUAGUAUGCUCAUGUGACUUAUUUUGUAUUGAGACCACAGGACCAAAGAUCAGCACCUUGCACUGAUUGUGAAAAAUAAUGAAAUAGAAUAGAUAAAAAUAAUAGUUCCACAUUUGUCAUACCACAAAAAAGUAAAAGUGUAAAGUAAAAGCAAUUAAACAACAUGAAUUAUUGCUGAGUGUAUAAGCAUGAAACACUUAACUCCUUAAUUGUUUUGCUGUUUCGUUUUAGGUAGGCUUUCUUCUGAACAUCUCCUAUAUGCAGUGACAUUUUUAAUGUUAACAUUUACAGUAUUAUGUCCCCCACGGAGUUAAAUGAGUUUGCAGUGCACAAAGUGGCUGUUUGUACAAAAAAAAAAUCCCUUGUUUGUAACCUGCUGUGUAAAUACCACAUGACAAAGACACAUGUACAGAGAUGUUCUGCCAUUAUAGCAUUACUUUGUACAAUUACUUUUUAUUUUUAUUUUUUAUCUAUCCAUCCAUCCAUCCAUCUUCUAUACCGCUUAUCCUUCAGGGUCGUGGGGAAGCCUAUCCCAGGGAGCAUCUGGCACAAGGCGGGGUACACCCUGGAUGGGGUGCACAAUCACAUACACAUUCACACACCCAUUCAUACACUACGGACAGUUUGGACAUGCCAAUCAGGCUACCAUGCAUGUCUUUGGACAGGGAGGAAACCAGCAUACCUGGAGAAGAACCUCCCCGCAGCACAGGGAGAACAUGAAACCUCCACACACACAGGGUAGCGGCAGGAAUCGAACCCCCAACCCUGGUGGUGUGAGGUGAACGUGCUAACCAAUAAGCCACCGUGCGCCCUUUAUUUUUUAUUUACUUUAUUAAGUCUGUUUUUUAAGUAUCUGUGUGUUAUUUUGUAAGUUUUCUUUCAUCUAAUAUCUUUGACUUUUGCUUAGUACAUUUCCAAAGAGCUCUACUUUCUACUCAUUAUAUUAUCAAACACUACUCUGUAAUCAUUUAUUUAUAAAGUUAUAAGGUGACUUUUUAGUAUCAAAGAGUUUCAAGGAGUUCAUCUAAAUUACUAACAAGUCUAAAUUUUACAUCACAUGACAGCAAGAAUAGUUCUUAAUACACAUUACUGUAAUCUAUCUGUUGUUACGUAUACUUCAUGUUUAUCCAAACAGUUUGUGUUAUGACUGCUAAUUAUUAACUCAACUAUUUUUUUUUUUUUAGUUCAACUAUUUUUUUUUAUUAAGUCUGAGUUAGAUAACAUUUGGGAGAUGUUAGUUAUUUAGAUGUUGUUAAUUACUGUUGGCGAAUGAACAAUUUUACCAGUAUGUUAUUUUAGGCAGAUGAAGUUUGUCUUUUAUUCUUAUAGACUCUUUCUUGUUUAUUUAUUUUCAUACUUUUAGGAGAUUUAGGAGUUUAUGUUUUCCUACUUUAACUUGAGUGAAGAAUUUGAAGCCAUACUUCAACUUUUACGAGCGUGAAAUAGUAAUUGAAUAAUUGUACAUUUACUUGAGUAAAGGAUAUGGCUACUUUUGCCACCACUGGACAGGACUACAACAAAACUGUGUGCAUUACAUUUAUUUAUUUUUUCAAAGUCACUU
Messenger RNA from Ictalurus punctatus (channel catfish), 3575 nucleotides. It is a transcript of the gene mc5rb, whose product is annotated as melanocortin 5b receptor. Gene Ontology annotation, cellular component: membrane. The coding region runs from base 97 to 1074 and encodes 325 amino acids. The record is from RefSeq and is a predicted model, not a curated record. The transcript has a single exon. Gene Ontology annotation, molecular function: melanocortin receptor activity. Lineage: Eukaryota; Metazoa; Chordata; Actinopteri; Siluriformes; Ictaluridae. Gene Ontology annotation, biological process: G protein-coupled receptor signaling pathway.